Molecule: messenger RNA, 1796 nt
Organism: Neofelis nebulosa (Clouded leopard)
Lineage: Eukaryota; Metazoa; Chordata; Mammalia; Carnivora; Felidae
Product: sulfotransferase 1E1-like
Exons: 8
Coding region: 150-1043 (297 amino acids)
Biological process (GO): sulfation
Cellular component (GO): cytoplasm
Molecular function (GO): sulfotransferase activity
Source: RefSeq, a predicted model, not a curated record
CAUGGAGAAUAAAAGCUCACCAGAAACAUCCCAAAUGCAUAAGUGGUUCUCAUCUUUUUUGGCAGCCUAAAACCUGAGUGGAGUUUAAAGAGAACUAAAUUGGACCAUCCAGUUUCCUUCCCAGGAUCAUCUGGACAGUGUACCGCUUUAUGAUGGAUUCUUCCAAAUCUUCUGACUAUUGUGAAUACUUUGGCAAAAUCCAUGGAAUUCUAAUGUAUAAAGAUUUUAUAAAACAUUGGGAUGAUGUGGAGACAUUCCAGGCAAGACCAGAUGACAUUGUCAUUGCCACCUAUCCUAAAUCUGGUACAACCUGGGUUAGUGAAAUUGUAUACAUGAUCUACAAAGAGGGUGAUGUGGAAAAAUGCAAAGAAGAUGUCAUUUUUAAUCGAAUACCUUUCUUGGAGUGCAGAAAAGAAGAGCUGAUGAAUGGAGUAAAACAAUUAAAACAGAUGGCAUCUCCUAGAAUAGUGAAGACUCAUCUGCCAGCUGACAUUCUUCCAGCCUCAUUUUGGGAAAAUAACUGUAAGAUGAUCUACCUUUGCCGGAAUGCCAAAGAUGUCGCUGUUUCCUUUUAUUAUUUCUUUCUAAUGGUAAAUGCCCAUCCAGAUCCUGGAUCUUUUGAAGAGUUUGUGGAGAGAUUCAUGGAUGGACAAGUGCCUUAUGGUUCCUGGUAUAAACAUGCAAAAUCUUGGUGGGAAAAGAGGAAGAAUCCACAUGUGCUUUUUCUCUUCUAUGAAGACAUGAAGGAGGAUAUCAGAAAAGAGGUGAUAAAAGUGAUACAAUUUCUGGGAAGGAAGCCAUCAGAAGAGCUUGUGGACAAGAUUAUACAACAUACUUCAUUCCAGGAGAUGAAGAACAACCCAUCUACCAAUUAUACAACACUACCAGAAGAAAUCAUGAACCAAAAAGUUUCUCCCUUCAUGAGAAAGGGGAUUGCAGGAGACUGGAAGAAUCACUUUACAGUAGCACUGAAUGAGAAAUUUGAUAUACAUUAUGAGCAGCAAAUGAAAGGGUCUACUCUAAAGUUAAGAACUGAAAUCUAAGAAGGGUUUUCUAAAUAUAUCUAAGGUUAAAGGUUUCUUCUCAUCGUUCCUCACUUUUUUCAAAUUUUGGAUUGGUAGAGAAGGAAUCAUAUGAAGGAUCAUGAUUAGAUUCACAUGAUUAUUGAAAUGUUCAUAUAAAAACAAGAUUUUUGUCCAGGCUAUGGUCUUUUUUGUUUUCUUUCUUUUUCUUCCUUUUUUUACAAAUAUUGCACAAAUAUAUAACCUAUAAAUUACUACAAAUCUAUGAUCUAUAUGUAUGAUGUAGGAACAUACAGUUUGAAUUGUCAAGUUAAAAAUAACCAAAAAUGUCCAUCAAUGGAUGAAUGGAUAAAUAAGAUGUGGUAUAUAUACACAAUGUAAUAUUACUCGUCAAUAAAAAAGAAUGAAAUCUUGCCAUUUGCAACUACGUGGAUGGAACUAGAGGGUAUUCUGCUAAGUGAAAUUAGUCAGCCAGAGAAGGACAAAUAUCAUAUGACUUUACUCAUAUGAGGAAUUUAAGAUACUAAACAGAUGACCAUAAGGGAAAGGAAGCAAAAAGAAUAUGAAAACAGGGAAGGGGACAAAACAUAAAAGACUCUUAAAUAUAGAGAACAAACAGAAGGUUGCCGGAGGGGUUGAGGGGGGGCUAAAUGGGUAAGGGACAUUAAGGAAUCUACUCCUGAAAUCAUUGUUACACUAUAUGCUAACUAACUUGGAUGUAAAUUAAACAACAUAUAAAUUUUUUUAAAAACCCCAAAAAAUAAAAGUAGUUAA